Molecule: messenger RNA, 1443 nt
Organism: Dichotomopilus funicola
Lineage: Eukaryota; Fungi; Ascomycota; Sordariomycetes; Sordariales; Chaetomiaceae
Product: chromate transporter-domain-containing protein
Exons: 2
Coding region: 1-1443 (480 amino acids)
Biological process (GO): chromate transport
Molecular function (GO): chromate transmembrane transporter activity
Source: RefSeq, a predicted model, not a curated record
AUGCUACCUCCGAGCAUCCAAACCGUGGGCCGGCGAGCAUGGAAGGUCCUCCGAGGGAAUUGGCAUCUCGGGGUCACAGCCUUUGGGGGUCCGCCUGUCCAUUUCCGGAUUUUUCACGAACGGUUUGUCCAGAAACGAGAAUGGGUCGAUGAGCAGAUCUUCCAAGAGCUUUUCAGCCUCUCGCAGCUCCUCUCCGGACCGGCAAGCACCAAGAUGCUGUAUUGCAUCAACCUGAUCUACGGCGGCUUCACCACCGCGCUGCUCAGCUUUCUAAUAUGGAGUCUCCCCGGGGCCUUUGGCAUGUUUGGCCUCGCCCUCGGGGUGGCGAACAUCGGUGACAAGCUCCCGGGACCUGUGUACGCACUACUCUCCGGACUCAACGCCGCGACCGUGGGGGUGAUUGCCCUCGCAGCCGUGGAGCUCUCCCAGCGGGCCGUCACGGACAAGUUGACGCGGUUCAUCGUCUUCUUCACCGGUUCAGCGGGCAUGUUGUACAACGCUCUGUGGUAUUUCCCUGUCUUAAUGGUCGGUUCGGGAAUCGCCACGUUACUCUACGACUUUCGCUGGUUCCAUAUCCUCGCCCACAGUAUAGCCUGCGCCGCUAAAUCCCUACGCUCCCGACGACAACAACCUGAACAACCCGAACAGUCCCAACCCGCAUCCGAAACCCCACGAGCCGAAUCCACAACCAACCUCGACGACACCCGCGAAGAAGAACCCUCCCCCCGUAUCAUCCCACCAUCGCACCACCUCCCUGUACCCGCCUCCCUCACCUGGAAAACAGGUGCCCUAAUAAUCACUCUCUUCUUCGUGACCUUCAUAGUCUGCAUCACCCUCCGCGGCGUCCUCCCCGACCCCCUCCCCUUACUCUUCCAUCUCUUCGCCAACAUGUACCUCGCCGGCACCAUCCUCUUCGGCGGCGGUCCCGUUGUUAUCCCUCUGCUCCGCGAAUACGUUGUAGCCGAAGGCUGGGUAUCGCCACGUGAUUUCAUCAUCGGGUUGGCCGUCAUUCAGGCGUUUCCCGGGCCGAACUUCAACUUUGCUGUGUUCUUGGGGACUUUGACAGCGUUGGGGGGCGGGUACUCGGGUUUAUUGGGUGCGUUGACGGCGUGGGUGGGUAUUUUUGCACCCGGGUUGGUGUUGGUGCAUGGGACGAUGGGGGUUUGGAGCGCGAUCCGGGCGCGGAGGGCGGUGAGGAGUGCGUUGCGUGGAGUGAAUGCUGGUGCGGUUGGGCUGAUGUACACAGCAGUGUAUCGGAUUUUUGUGGUUGGGUAUGUGGAUGAGGGCUUUCAGUCGGGUCGAAGCUUGGGGGAUGAUCCGUGGUGGGUGGUGAUUACGGCUACGAGUUAUGUGGGGGGGCGGUACUUUAAGGUGAACGCGCCUUUGGCGAUUGCUUUGGGCGCAGCGAUGGGUUUGGUGAGGUAUGCUGUGGUUUCUGCUUGA